Messenger RNA from Seriola aureovittata, 2263 nucleotides. Its product is annotated as peroxisomal succinyl-coenzyme A thioesterase-like. NCBI's taxonomy places the organism in Eukaryota, Metazoa, Chordata, Actinopteri, Carangiformes, Carangidae. Gene Ontology annotation, biological process: acyl-CoA metabolic process; fatty acid metabolic process. The coding region runs from base 296 to 1765 and encodes 489 amino acids. The transcript has 11 exons. The record is from RefSeq and is a predicted model, not a curated record. Gene Ontology annotation, molecular function: fatty acyl-CoA hydrolase activity.
CCGCGCAUUACACGCCCCCGUCCACAGGGAAACAAACCGCCGAGGUUUCCGAUGUCACUGAGACCCGUACUGAAGUUUCUCUGAGCUGACUUCUAAGAAGCGACUCGGUCUUAAUGUAUGUUCAGACUUUUUAAAUAAGUUUUUAGUAGUUUUUUUACUUGCUCGAAAGCUAAAAGCUAAAAACGCGUAUAAUUCAAUGUGGGCCGUGAACGCAGCGCGACCUCAGGCGACUUGACGUCGUUUUCUGCUCAUUUGAGGACCGACUGUGGUAAGACGAACAAUAACUAACCGAGUUAUGUUUGUGCUGCUGUCCCGCUGCUGUGUGAGGGUAACCCGGAUUAAAGCUGGCAGCUGUGCGCUCCAAGGAGGGAUAUCCCGGGCUAAGAUAGCAAGAGCUAAUUCCCCGGGGCCUCUCGAGCUUCCCAAUCCUAUAAACCUGCACACAGUUUUCAGGUACUUUGGCAGGAAAUCAUCAACCAUGUCCCAGACUGUCCCUCCAAUUCUCUCCGUUGUCCCCACCCGGGCUGUGGUGGAUGAGACGUUCAAGGUGCUGGUGGAGAAUCUACCUCCAGCAUCUCCAGUAACAAUCCGCUCCCUCCACCACUCUGAGGACCAGGACUACUGGGAGGCUUACGGGUUCUACAUCAGUGAUCACAGAGGAACAGUGUCUGUUUCGGAGGAUUUGAGUUUCGGGGGCACGUACACGGGAAAAGAGCCCAUGGGUUUGCUGUGGAGCAUGCGUCCUGUCCCAGGCAGCCGCAGAGGCCUCAGGUUAAGAAAGAUGAACGUGUGCACGCCCAUGCUGGUCGACAUCUCGGUCUACAGCGGACACGAGGGCUUCGGGGAUCGGGCUCCUCUGGCCUCGGUGCUCACAGAGAGAUGGUACAUGGCUCCGGGGGUCAAGAGGAUCGAAAUCAAAGAGAAGGGAGUGCGCGGGACCCUGUUUAUACCUCCAGGUCCAGGACCCUUCCCCGGCCUGUUGGACAUGUGGGGAGGGGGUGGGGGUCUGCUGGAGUAUCGCUCUGCCUUGCUGGCGUCUCGGAGUUACGCAGCUCUGGCGCUGGAGUAUUUCUCUGCUGGUGAGCUGGAGUCGGUAGAGCUACAGUUAAAAUACUUUGAGACGGCGUUUAACAUCCUCAGGGAUCAUCCUCAAGUGAUGCCAGACAGAGUUGGACUUUUUGGUCUUUCCUUGGGCUCGCUGGUGUCCCUGUACUUGGCGACUGCGAGCACUGCUAUCAAACCUCGUUGUUGCGUUUGCAUCAGCGGCAACCACUCGUACCCACUUGGGAAGCCCCUCAGUGGAAUCUACGAGGAGCUGAGCAGGAAUUCUCACAAGGUGCGUGUGGAUGAGAACAACCAUAUGAUUUGGCGAGACAUGGGUCUGGCAAUUAUGAGUAACCCCUCAAAUAACAUGGACAUUGGGAAAAUAAACUGUCCAUUGUUGCUGGUCAACGGUCUUGAUGAUCAGAACUGGCCUGCGGUGGAGUCAGCUGAGGACAUUGCUCGGCUGAUGCGUGCCGCAGGUAAGGAACACCUGCUGACCAGAUUGACGUACCCUGAUGCUGGACACCUGAUUGAGCCGCCCUUCUCACCUCACUUCAGAGCGACUAACUUUAUAGAAACUAUCCAAAAACAAAAAGUGGUAAUGCUUUGGGGAGGACAAACCAAACCUCACUCGGACGCUCAGGAAGACUCCUGGAGGCAGAUUCAGAGUUUCCUGCAGCUGCACAUGUACAACAGCACGACUCCCAGGGCCAAGUUGUGAAUGACUUCAUGAGCACAGACUGCUGGGACACGCAGCGCUGGGUGACGAGGUCAUGACAAACUACCUCAACCUCACUACAGAGUAUACACACUGUGUAUACAUAUGUGCCUGUUUUAACUGUGUGCAUUUGUUCCGAUGACUAGAAUUCACUAAACAAAUCAUGUCUUUGUUAUUGUAAAAUUGUGCCUCUAUAUAUGUUAAUGUAAGUUGUUGAUGUCUAGAGAACAUAUCAGAAUAUAUUGGAUGUUAACACCUCGUUAAACUCUUUUUCGGGUUAUAACAAGAUAUUUAAUAGAAGAAAAUACUUUGACAUAUUUUUUAUUACUAGAUAACAAAUUAUUAUUUUUUAAUUACAAGAUGUUCAUGUUGUGAUUAUUUUCUCGUCUCUCGUGGAUAAUAGGGAAAAAUAUUUUGUAAAAGUAAGAAGUUUCAUGAAAGAAACAUUAAGUUUUUGUCAUGGUGGCAACAAUAAAUUUGUUUUCUGUGGGUUAAAAGUUU